AUGUAGGUAAUAUUGUGUGUAUUGCCGUUGCAGGUUGCUGUCUUUCAGGAAGAAAAAAACUCAUUUCGCAUAGGCUCGAGAGCGCGAUAUAUACGUGCCGCGUACCGAGUCGUAAAGUGCACACGAUGUGUAGCGAGCGACGCAAAACAGCUAGACCGUAAGAGUAUCGCGUAUUUAUGAUAAAUGCAAAAACGAAUUUCUAAAUUUCUAUAACUCGAGCGGUGGCUAUUCUCGGAUUCGGUACAUAACUGCAGGCCGUAAACUGUCUUGACAUAGCAGACAACAACAUCGUCGUAAUAUUCAUCAUGUCUGCAUCCGAUCUCUGAGUGCUCGAUGGAUUUCAACAACCACGACGAGGAACACCGUGACGAUGUCUGCUCGAAACUGCUGAAAUUGUUGUCCUUGAACGAGUCCAGCGCGAAAAAUGUCAACGAGGGAUCCUGACAAUUUGAUAAGCAGCGAGGAGGGCUUCGAUUAUCUCUUCAAAAUUGUCCUCGUCGGCGACUGCGGAGCUGGCAAGACCUGCAUCGUCCAGAAGUUUCACUCGGGUAAUUUCGUUCAGAGGCAUGGCAAUACCAUCGGUGUCGAUUUCUCCAUGAAAACGGUUCUCAUCGAUGGAAAACGAGUCAAGUUACAAAUAUGGGAUACAGCUGGACAGGAGAGGUUUCGCACUAUUACCCAGAGCUAUUAUAGAUCAGCUAAUGGAGUUAUUCUUGUUUACGAUAUCACAAAGCGGCCCUCAUUCUUAAGUUUGCAAAAAUGGGUUGAUGAAAUUCGAAAGUAUACUACAUCACAUGUUCUUCUUAUUUUAGUUGGUAAUAAAUGUGAUUUGGAAGACGCUAGAGAAGUCAAGAAAUCUGAAGCAGAUAUGGUUCGUGAAUAUCUGCCUGAAGUAUUUCAUAUUGUUGAGACUUCAGCUAAGGAAAAUACAAAUAUUGAUUCAAUUUUUUUCUCUUUAGCUUCUGAACUUAAGCGCCGUCAAGAAAAUCAUCAAAUCAAUGCAGAAGAUGAAGUUAUAGUAAAAUUAGGCAGUGGGCAAACACUUCCAUCAAAUUAUCGUAAUGAAAAUCAAGUCAUCAAUUUGGAAGAUUCCAACCAUGAACGAAAUCUUUCAUCAUGUUCAUCCUGCUCUUUUAAAGUAUUAUAAAGAAUUUGAAGAAUUUGAAUCAUAAUUUCUUCUUAACAAGUAAAAUUAACAUUUUCUAAAAAAAUUAAUUUCAAGACUUUAACAAAAAUUUACAUAGUACAAACAUUUUUUACAAUUAAUUAAGUUAACUGUUACUAAGUUAGUGUAGAUUUUGACAAACCAGAUACUGCAGGACUAUGAACUUUAAAAAAUGUUAAAAAUUUAGGUAACAAAAGAUAACAUUUUAGUGACCCAUUUAAUGUUUCUUAAUUAUGAAUUAUUGUCUUUCAUAUGAAAACUGUUAUAUAUGUAUCUAUCGUUUAGUUUUACAGUUUUCAAAAUAUUUCUGUAAAUUGUUGGCACUUUUACAGAUAUUUACUUAGUAAAAUAUAUUUACUUAAAAAAUAUUUAUUGUAUGGAGUGUAAAAAAUGAAACUUUUUCUUAUACAUUUCAAAAUGUACGUUCGAAGUUUAAUGCUACAUUGUUUGGAAAAGUUGUCGAAUAACUAAAAAUGACUUGAAAAUGUUGACUGAUCAUGAAUGAUUUUACGUAUUGAUAUCUAUGAAAGUAUUUUAUACCAAAUUGUUAAUUAUUACUAAUAAAAGUGUAUUUUUCAGUAUAUUCAAUUGAA
Trichogramma pretiosum is the source of this 1758-nucleotide messenger RNA. It is a transcript of the gene Rab19, whose product is annotated as ras-related protein Rab-43. The record is from RefSeq and is a predicted model, not a curated record. Gene Ontology annotation, biological process: protein secretion; regulation of exocytosis. Gene Ontology annotation, molecular function: GTPase activity; GTP binding. NCBI's taxonomy places the organism in Eukaryota, Metazoa, Arthropoda, Insecta, Hymenoptera, Trichogrammatidae. Bases 425 to 1147 code for a protein of 240 amino acids. The transcript has 5 exons.